This is a messenger RNA of Copidosoma floridanum, 630 nucleotides long. Its product is annotated as serine/threonine kinase SAD-1-like. The record is from RefSeq and is a predicted model, not a curated record. Lineage: Eukaryota; Metazoa; Arthropoda; Insecta; Hymenoptera; Encyrtidae.
AUGGUUACUUCUACAAUAUUCCUGGCCCGUUAUAAGCUUAGGUUUUUGAAAUUGCCAAUUAAUGUAGCUGAGUUAUCCCAUAACAUUUACUCUCCAACAUCAUUUAAAGUAGAGUAUAAACGCACCAGUGCUAGUUCAGUGAUGUUUCAACGACAAGUUCGAUUUCAAGUUGAUAUAAGUGAAAUAUCAAGACAAAGUUCUGAAUUAUUGUUUGCUAUUACAUUUACGCUACUUAACGGGAGUAUUCGACGAUUUAGAAGAAUAUGUGAACAUAUACAAUCUCAAGUCUGCAGUAAAACUUCCAUUCCACGUUUAGAAACACCUUUUUCGGAAACUUCAGAGAGCUCUCAAAUACUCAGAAAACACUCACUAGAGUUUAGUGAAAGUUCCAGUUAUGAUAGUAAUGCAAGCGGAAUUUCAUUGACUACUUCCAACGCAAGUACAAAAGAGAUUGGAUCCAGCCCUGAGCAAGAGUUGAGAGCUUCAGAAACUCACAUUCAAUGCAAACAACUAGAGAGCUCAUGCCUAUCGGAAAUAGUAAACAGUUACAAAUUAAAUAGCAGUACAUCAAAUGCAUGUCGAGAAGUUGUGAACUCUAAGCAUACAAAAAACCAAAGUGACGGAGUGUAA